CGUACCACAGCCCCGGGGUUGGUUCUCCUAUGAAUAUCUAUGCGGAGGAGCCCCCCCCCCCAUACAUCAACCACAUUUCUGGAGUCCCGUCGCCGUCAACAUCUUGGCCACCACUCCAAGGUCUGCGAUGCAACCUUCUGCAGCCAACGCGAACAGCACCACAUUCGCUUGAACAUUAUUGUUUGCUGUUCCGGACGUUCGUUUUACAAAGUCUCUCUUUAUUCUCUUCUUCCGUCUCUUUCUUACACCUUGCUGUCGCCCGCUACUGCAUUGUCGUGCAGUUGCUGUCCCUCGUUUUGCUUGCGCCGUGUCUGGAGGAGGUAGCGGAAAAAGACAAGCAGCUGGUUGUGGUUGCAGUUGCCCAGCUUGCGCAUUGCACGAUACCCUCCUGAGGAUUCAUCAUCGGCUUUUGCGCACAGGCCAUACUCUUGCGCCGCAUCAAGUGCCGCAGAUAUGGCAUCCCGGUUGUUUGUCCGGGCGUUGACGGCCAUAUCGGCCGUCGUCGGUCUGGGUGAAUGCUAUGCGCCCACUGAUUUCAUUACCUGGGGAGGAGACAACAUGCGAAAUGGAUAUAGGUCCAACCACAACCUUGACCCGGCAAUCGUUGCCAGCCCCCAGUUCCAGCAGCUGUUCGCCACUGCGCUGCCUGGCAAUUAUGGCGGCGAGAAGGAGCAGUUCUUCUCAAUGCCCUUGGUGUUCACGCCAGGCAACGAUCCUGAAGGGCGCCAGUUCCUAUACGUCUCAACUACGCAGAACAACGUAUACAAGCUUGAUGCCGUCACGGGCGAGAUAGUCGCCUCUAGGAACCUCGCAAUUCCGUUCCUUACGUUGGACUUGAAUGAUAACGAGGGCGUGUGCGCUGAUAUAAGUCCCCAUGUGGGGAUCAUUGGCACAGGGGUGAUUGAUCCGGUGACAGAGACGCUUUAUGUUAUCGUGAAGACGUACGAAGACCAAAGUAAAACAAAUGUGCCUCAAGGGCGGCCCGCUGGCCGCCACUACGCACAUGCCCUGAGCCUUGACGACCUCAGUGAACGGGAAAACUUCCCUAUCCCUUUCCAGAACUUGGCAGCGCGGAACAAUCCCACCCGCAUCUUCCAGGGUGGCAUCCACAACCAGCGUCCAGGCCUCCUGCAACAGGGCAACAACAUCUACGCUGGCUUCGGGAGCCACUGUGUUCUGUACAACAUUACGGGAUGGGUCAUGGGAUUUGACAAGACAUCGGGAAAGAUCAUUGAGCAGUUCGCCACGCAGGGCGAGGGUGUGAGAGCCAAGGGCGCCUCCAUUUGGAUGAGCGGAGGUGGUAUCGCAGCCGACGACAAGGGCUCCAUCUUCUACUCGACAGGAAACGGCUAUGAAUCUCAGCUUUCCACCAUUCCUGUCGAGGGCCGUAACCCGCCGACGGCGCUCGAGGAGGCCGUGGUCCACAUGACGAUCCAGGAGGAUGGCAAGCUCAAGCCGGUUGACUUUUUCAUGCCAGAGGAAAAGCAGAUUCUCGAUGGCAACGACCAGGAUCUCGGAACGAGCCCCUUCGUGCUGCUUCCCUCCGAGUUCUCUUGCGGCAGCGUGAAGCGCAUCGGCGUGGUCACAGGCAAAACCGGCUGGACGUACUUCUUGGACAUGGAUGACCUGGGUGGCUACCGCACCAACGGCGUUGGGAAGCCAGAAGGCCAGCGUGACAGGGUCAUCUACAAAUUCAAGCAGCCCAACUCGGUCUAUUCCGGCGCGGGUGUCUAUCCGCACGAGGGCGGGUACGUUCACAUCAACCCCAUUGGCUUCCCCACGGCCGUGUUCAAGUUUUCCUGCGCCAGCAACGCUCCCACUUUUAUCAAGGUUGGUGAAAGUGUCGAGGCCAACACUGGUCGGCUUGGUCCCAGCCACGGCGCCGUCACAUCGCUCAACGGCCAGCCCGGCACUGGCAUACUUUGGACGACCGACGUCGACAACCCGGGCCCUUCCAAGUGGCACUUCAAAAUCCACGAGGCCAUACCUGGAGCGGAUGGCAAGAUGAAACUUCUCAAAGGUUUCCAGGUGACUGGGAUAAGAAAAUUCACGAGGCCCACCUUCGGUAACGGCAGAGUCUACAUUCCGGCCGGCGCUGGCAUGAUCUAUGGAUUUGGUGCUCCGACCAAGCCUGCCCUGAACUGCACCGAGUCCAGCAGCUUCGGCGUGGUCGAGAUUGGAAUGGAAGCUGCCGAGCAGGUCAUCACUUGCACUGCCAAAAUCCCCGUCACGGUAGCAAACAUGACUCUUGAGUCGGCUCACUUUAGUGUUGCGGAUGUGCCCUCUGUUCCACGGGUUAUUGCGACUGGAUCAUCUUUCACAUUCAAGGCACGCUUCAAGCCGACUGCGGUUGGCAACCUGACAAGCACGGUCCGAAUCACGACUCAGAACACAGACGCGACAAACUCUUACAGCAUCACAAGCUCGGUUGCCCUUUCUGGACAGGGUCAGAGCUCCGCGGCGUUGCUAUCUCUGCAGCCAAAGAGCCUUGUCUUCGCCCCCGUAGGUGUAGGCCAUGAGACGAUGAGUCUCUCCCUGACCCUGAACAACCAAGGAAAAGCGCCACUCACAAUCCAAAACGUCGAGUACUCGGCGACUGGCCCAAGUGGGCCCUGGGACAGCACAUCAUCUGGACAGUUCACGCUCAGCGACGUACCCUCAACCAUUGCCCCUGAAACCAUUCAAGUGGCCAAGGUGAAUUUUUCACCAUCACAGUUUGGUAACUUCACACUGUACGUCCAAUUCACGACCAACGGCGGAACGGUUGUCGUCCCCAUCUCAGCAAGCACCGGAACUCCGGCUGUUGCCGUCAUUCAAUGGGAGAAGCCAGAUGGUUCUGGUUGGGAGACAUACAGCCCGAACGCCACUCUGAGCUUUGGCAACGUUACGCAAAACAGCGAAAGGCGUCUCCGGCUGCGCAUCACCAAUGGAGGCGGCCCAGGCGCCGUUGCGCUCGAGGUUCCCAUCUCCAAGCCACCCUUCGGCACUGGUGGUCUCAUCGGGGCCGCCAACCAGGCCGACCUCGCCGAAGGUACCCGGAUCGAGGCUGGUCAGUCCGCCGAAGCUGUACUCAUCUGCUACGCACCCAAGACCAACUGGAACGUUGACGCCAAGCACGAGCGUGCGGCUUGGGUGUUCAACUUCAACGACAUGGACAUGGCCAAGCUCACUUUGCCCUUUGACUGCACGGCUGUCUCGCAGCAGGGAGGCCCUCUCAAGCCCAAUGGGGACGGUGUCUAUCGCUAUGUUUCCUGCUUCCGCGAGAACACCCCAGGAAGGCAACUUGCGCAGCAGGUCGCGGCCAGCAACGAUAUGACGACCGACAUAUGUCUCAAGGCCUGCGCGACAAAGGGCUACCUCUUCUGUGGCACGCAGUAUCACAGAGAAUGCUGGGGAGGCAACACACCUCCUAAUACACCCGCAGGCGAAGAGAAUUGCAACUUUGACUGCUCUGGAGAUGUCAAUCAGUGGUGCGGUGGUAACGGUGAGGGAGUUGGGUCAGGCAACGCACACAUCACCCUCUACGCCACCAACACCACGCUCCCUCCGCCGCCGGGUGCUCCUGUCACCAACCCGGGAGUGAACGGCUACACCAGUCUCGGAUGUUACACCGAGGCCGCGACCGGCCGAGCCCUUCCCUUUGGCAACACCGGCAACGUCCGCACCGUGGCGGCUUGUGUUUCCGCUUGCAAGGCCAAGAACUACAAGUAUGCCGGGCUUCAAUAUGGAGGAGAGUGCUGGUGUUCCGCAGCCGAUAUGCCACCGAGCGCUCUGCCCGCCCCGCUGUCGGAUUGUUCCAUGACGUGUAGAGACAACAAGACGGAAUUUUGCGGUGGCAACUCGCGCAACAACGUCUACCUGCGAGACGACUCUGCUCCUGGCACGACGGUUCUGCCCACUACUAGUACCGUUGCCACCUCGUCGGCUGCUGUUUCCACCUCGUCGGCUGCUGUUUCCACCUCGUCGGCUGCUGUUUCCACUUCGUCGAACAGUGCUGCCGUUUCCUCGGCCAGUUCUUCCGCUUCCUCGGCCAGUGUUUCCGCUUCCUCGGCUAGUGUUUCCUCUGCCUCUGUCGGCGUCUCCACUACAUCGGCCACCGCGUCAACUUCCGCCACAGCCAGCGCUUCCCCGGCCCCCAAGCCCCGGGUUGGAUCCUAUGCUUGGCACGGGUGUUGGACAGAGAAUCAAAAUGCAGAGAGGGCCAUCAACGAAAAAACGUAUAUCAGCGAUCUCAUGACAUUGGAGGACUGCGCUUCCCAGUGCGCUGGCUUCACAUAUUUCGGAGUCGAGUAUGGUCGCGAGUGCUACUGCUCAAAUGCGAUCAAGGGAGAAAGCAAAAUCGACACCCCCGGAGCGUGCGACUUCAUCUGCAAGGGCGACACAUCGACGUUCUGUGGCGGUAGCAAUCGCAUCUCAGUGUAUAAGCUCAGUGCAUCCAGCUCGGGUACAUCCGCUGCUUCAUCUGCCAGUUCGUCAGUCGUCUCCUCGUCAACUCCUGCGACCAGCACUUCUGCCUCGACGACCAUUGCCAGCAGCACAGCUGCUACUUUGUCCACCACUGCUUCGAGCGCAUCUGCUUCCGCGUCGUCCUCGUCCUCGACCUCGACCUCGGCACUUCAGUCCAGUACAGCCGCUUCAGGCACCACUGCCUAUGCCUCAUUGACUUCAUCGGCGUCCAGCUCGGGAGCCUCAAGCACCUUGGCCGCCUCCUCGAGCAACGCUGGUGUUAGUUCCAAGGCUGGCGAGAAUAUUCCCGACGUGGUGACAUCGUCUUUGGUUGCCGGUUCCUCAACAAGCACGUCUGCUAGCAGCCUUUUGACGACUUCGGCUUCAGCAUCCUCGUCCCUCAGCAGCUCAAGCACAAGCCCUUCAACCAGCCAGCCACCGACCACGAGUGCCUCCAGCUCGGCCAGCUCUUCCAGCCCAGCCGCCACAUCGACGACAACAGCAUCUACCACGGCAUCCUCGUCCGCUUCAUCAACGGCGCCGCCGCCUCAGAGCACGGUUCCCCCACCCCUGUGGCCCGGAAACGUCAACUUCACCUACUACGGAUGCGUGAAGGAGCCGUCGCGUGGCAAGCUCUUCCCCAAGCAGUACCUCAACGUGCCGGAAAUGACGCAGGACAAGUGUCUCGAGGCCUGCUGGAUGUUCCGCUACGCUGGUAUCGAAUAUGGUCGUGAAUGUUGGUGCGGUGAUCAAAUCUCUUGGCUCGGCCAGACUGGCGCGACUCCCGGGUCCAACGCGACAUCAGACGCCAGUUGCGAUGUCUCGUGCGGUGGUGAUACGAGUCUCCCAGCUGCAAACAGGACCAAGUGCGGAGGUCGCAGCUUGAUGACGCUCUUCUACCUGGACCCUUCCAAGAAGAAGAGCUGAUGCGUGUAAAAAGAGAAAGAGUUACAAUUGGAGGACAUGUCGUGUACCCAUCAUCCAUUUGAAAUUUAGACCUAGAAAGUAUUGCUUCCUUUUAAUAUGAUGUUAAUUUGAAACAACCAACCUUG
Molecule: messenger RNA, 5498 nt
Organism: Pyricularia oryzae 70-15
Lineage: Eukaryota; Fungi; Ascomycota; Sordariomycetes; Magnaporthales; Pyriculariaceae
Exons: 7
Coding region: 454-5373 (1639 amino acids)
Source: RefSeq, a predicted model, not a curated record